Molecule: messenger RNA, 804 nt
Organism: Linum trigynum
Lineage: Eukaryota; Viridiplantae; Streptophyta; Magnoliopsida; Malpighiales; Linaceae
Source: the annotation of a GenBank genome assembly
AUGGCUCGGGGUUUACCCGUUGCGGCCACGCCGUUCUGGGACCGCACCAUUCUGAGAGCUCGACAGCCAGUAACCCCAGAGUUUCACCAUAUCGAGUACGAUCCUCAUCCUACCAUGAUAAUCACUGACAACAACCCUCUGAAACCAGCCAUCGUCGCCAUACUAAAGAUCACAGCGGAGCAACUCAACACCCUGAAUGACAGGGCCAGGUCCAGAUACAGCACCUACGAGAUCCUGACAGCGCACAUAUGGCGUUGCGCGAGCAAAGCACGCGGCUUGGUCAACGAACAACCGACCAAGCUGCAUAUAUCGCUUGAUGGCCGUUCGAGGUUGAGCCCUCCACUCCCUUCAGGGUACUUCGGCAACGUGAUCUUCCACGCCAUGCCGGUCGCCCUCGCCGGAGAGCUCGCCUCCGAGCCACUGCCACGAACACUGGAGAGGAUCCACAAAGCGCUGAGCAGGAUGGACGACGAGUACCUUCAAUCCUCCAUAGAUUACCUGGAAGAUCCCAACAACCCAGAAGGUAUCAUCCAAGUUCCAACCCACUGCCGGUCGCCGAACCUGUGGGUGGUGAGCUGGAUGCGGUUUCCGUUCAAGACUGUAGAUUUCGGAUGGGGAAGUUCGACUCUGUUUCAUGUGGCGGAUAUCAGCGAAGGAAUGGGGAUUCUGUUGCCGAGAAAUCCUGUCGACGGGAGCCUGUCGCUGGCGAUUUGCCUGGAAAGUGACGUGAUGGAGGGUUUCAAGAAGAUGUUCUAUGAGUUUGUGGUGCAUUAUAGCACGCAUGGGCCUCGGUGUCGCGUAUAG